CACCCCAAUCUGAUGAAGGUUCUGAUAUUGAUUCUGAACCAGAUUUACCAUUAAAAAGAAAGCAACGCCGUAGCAGGACAACCUUCACAGCAGAGCAACUGGAAGAGCUGGAAAGAGCUUUUGAGAGGACACACUACCCUGAUAUUUAUACCAGGGAAGAACUUGCGCAAAGAGCCAAACUCACGGAGGCUCGUGUCCAGGUCUGGUUUAGUAACCGUCGCGCUAGAUGGAGGAAACAGGCAGGAGCCAACCAACUGAUGGCUUUCAACCAUCUGAUCCCAGGAGGAUUUCCACCCAGUGCCAUGCCAACUUUGCCAACGUACCAGCUCUCUGAGCCCUCCUAUCAACCCACCUCCAUACCGCAAGCUGUGUCUGAUCCAAGCAGUACCGUCCAUAGACCUCAGCCUCUCCCUCCAAGCACUGUACACCAAAGCAGCCUCCCUUCAAAUCCAGAGAGCAGCUCUGCCUAUUGCCUACCCAGCACCAGGCAUGGAUUUUCCAGCUAUACAGACAGCUUUGUGCCUCCAUCCGGGCCCUCAAAUCCCAUGAACCCUGCCAUUGGCAAUGGCCUUUCACCUCAGGUAAUGGGACUCCUGACUAACCAUGGCGGUGUGCCUCAUCAGCCCCAAACUGAUUAUGCCCUGUCCCCUUUAACUGGGGGCCUGGAGCCCACCACCACUGUGUCAGCCAGCUGCAGCCAGCGGCUAGAUCACAUGAAGAGUUUAGACAGCCUGCCUACAUCCCAGUCCUACUGCCCACCGACCUACAGCACCACGGGUUACAGCAUGGACCCCGUCACAGGCUACCAGUACGGCCAGUACGGACAAAGUGCCUUUCAUUAUCUGAAGCCAGAUAUUGCAUAAAUGAACUGUCCACUUCAAGUUAAAGCUGAUCUUGUUUUCCGGUCUCACUCCAAGGCUUGGAUACGAGGGAUCUUCUCAACACACUGCAGU
This is a messenger RNA of Antrostomus carolinensis (chuck-will's-widow), 953 nucleotides long. Its product is annotated as paired box protein Pax-3. The record is from RefSeq and is a predicted model, not a curated record. Gene Ontology annotation, biological process: regulation of transcription by RNA polymerase II. The transcript is spliced from 5 exons. Gene Ontology annotation, molecular function: DNA-binding transcription factor activity, RNA polymerase II-specific; RNA polymerase II transcription regulatory region sequence-specific DNA binding. The annotation marks the transcript as partial. Lineage: Eukaryota; Metazoa; Chordata; Aves; Caprimulgiformes; Caprimulgidae.